UUUGUUAGUAUAUCUCGUACUCUUGACUUGAGAACACGUUUAUGUUCUGUAUUAAAAUGCGUCGUAUUUUAUAUUUAAUCGGCGAAAAAUAAUAAAAGAACUAUGUAUCGUGUCUUCUUUAGUUUCGUGUGUGUUGGAUUUUUGAGUGUGUGUGGGCAGAAUGUAAAAUCACCCUGUCCACAGUAUUUUGAGUAUAGAAGUGAUGGUACAGGAUUGCAUGGGGUGAUUAAUUUGCAAUCACUCGGCUUUGUGCCCUCUUUGUUGGUCAGAGCUAAUUUCACAAUAGCCGCAAGAUUGCCAUCAACAUUUCCUGGUAGCGUACAGCCAAUAGGCUCCGAGAUCACCCUACUUCAAGAUUUCAACCGAGGAGUGCCCUUGCAGUACAGAGUCAAUUUCCCCGUCACUUCUCCCCUGCCAAAGCUGACUGCACUCACAGUUAAUGAGAAUGUAGUGUGUUACGCAACUGGAGAUACUCCAGGGGGUGCAGCUUACGUCACAACGAUAAGUCUACAGCACAUGUUGUUCUUUAAAUCGGGAACUAAUGGACUGUAUGCAAUGAUUAAUCCUCCUACACAAGCACCGCCUCCUGAAAUACAGUACGUGCAAAGUCCACCAUCACAGACAAUAAAUAAUAACGUUAAUAAUCAAUCCCCAUUGCGACCAAACGAGGAGGAAGAUCCAACGCGAACCACAGAAAGAUUCCAUGCGACCACGCGUAAACCAACAAGGCUGACUACUAAAAGAACUUGGCCAAUAAAACAAUCUGAAAAAGGACAAAACUCUCAACAACCUGGUGGCUCAUUAAAUGCCUUAGAAUGCGGGAUUAGCGGAGAUGGCGCUCGUGAUUAUGUUCCAUUGGUUUAUAAUGGAUUAAGUUACGACAGAGGAGAAUGGCCAUGGCUGGUUGCGCUUUAUAAACGAAAGUUUAGCAGUUUGAGUUAUAUCUGUGCAGGAACGUUAAUAUCUGAAAAGCACGUGGUCACAGCCGCCCACUGCAUGCAACGGAAGAGCUCUUACACGUCCAUAAAGAACAUAGUCGUCAAGGCUGGCGUGUACAACUUAGAGGACUGGAGCGAUGACAUCACCGUCACCCGCACGCUGACGGGCGCCUCCAUACACAACGCCUACAACGCCUCCACCCUCGCAAACGAUUUACUGGUGUUGACGCUUGAUAAGGAUAUUCCCCUGAGUAACUUCAUCAAGCCGGCUUGUCUGUGGAGCGGCAGUACAGAUCUCAACCGAAUUGUCGGAAAAUCGGGAGUGGUGGCAGGGUGGGGAGCGAACGAGAUGGGCCCCGGAGGCAAGGGCGAGCCGCGCAUGGUCCAGAUGCCCAUCGUCAGCACCGCCACGUGUAGGGCCAGCAAGCCCGAGUUCCACAAGCUGACCUCCACGAAGACCCUGUGCGCGGGAGAUCACAGCGGGUCCGGGCCGUGUUUAGGUGACUCUGGAGGUGGUCUCUACAUCCUGGACAAUGGCCGAUGGAGACUCCGGGGCGUAGUUUCGCUGUCGCUGUGGACGGAAAAUGGUGAAAGCACCUGUAAUCUCGACGAUUACGUCGUCUUCACAGACACCGCCCAAUAUUUACCAUGGAUUAAUGAAGUCAUGUCUAAUUCCGUCCUUUAAUUAUAGAACAAUAGUUUUAAUAAAAUUUAAAGUACUAUUUA
Messenger RNA from Vanessa atalanta (red admiral), 1664 nucleotides. Its product is annotated as serine protease gd-like. Gene Ontology annotation, biological process: proteolysis. Lineage: Eukaryota; Metazoa; Arthropoda; Insecta; Lepidoptera; Nymphalidae. The record is from RefSeq and is a predicted model, not a curated record. The coding region runs from base 103 to 1623 and encodes 506 amino acids. Gene Ontology annotation, molecular function: serine-type endopeptidase activity. The transcript has 9 exons.